Messenger RNA from Myotis lucifugus (little brown bat), 519 nucleotides. Its product is annotated as patr class I histocompatibility antigen, A-5 alpha chain-like. Bases 1 to 519 code for a protein of 172 amino acids. Gene Ontology annotation, cellular component: external side of plasma membrane. Gene Ontology annotation, biological process: immune response; positive regulation of T cell mediated cytotoxicity; antigen processing and presentation of endogenous peptide antigen via MHC class I via ER pathway, TAP-independent. The transcript has 2 exons. Gene Ontology annotation, molecular function: signaling receptor binding; peptide antigen binding. NCBI's taxonomy places the organism in Eukaryota, Metazoa, Chordata, Mammalia, Chiroptera, Vespertilionidae. The record is from RefSeq and is a predicted model, not a curated record.
AUGAGUUCGGCAAGCAGGAUUGAGCUAGAGAAGCAGAGGGCUACUGCUCGCUCAGGGGGCGUUUACCUGGAAAAAGGGAAGGAGACCCUGCAGCGUGCAGACCCUCCAAAGGCACACGGGACCCACCGCCCCAUCUCUGACCUUGAGGUCAACCUGAGGUGCUGGGCACUGGGCUUCUACCCUGCGGACAUCGCCCUGACCUGGCAGCGUGACGGGGAGGACCAGACCCAGGACAUGCAGCUGGUGGACUGGGCCUGCGGGGAUGGGACCUUCCAGAAGUGGGCGGCCGCAGCCGUGGGGGUACCCCCUGGAGAGGAGCAGAAAUACACGUGCCAUGUGCAGCACAAGGGGCUGCCUGAGCCCCUGACCCUGAGAGGGGAGCCGCCUUCUCAGACCUUCUUCAUCAUCAUGGGCAUCGCCUGGGGGCCUGGAGCUGGGAUGUGGGGGAGGAGACGCUCAGGUGGGAAAAGAGGAAGCUCUGCUCAGGCUGCCAGCAGUGACGGUGCCCAGGGCUUCUAA